GUGAUAACAAUGGGGAUGCGUUGUCUGAACCUCGCAAGAUAAAGGAUGAGCCUUUCUUCUCUGCAACUUUCAAUCCACUUUCUGAUUUCUAUACCUGUUGUAUUCAGAUCGUUGCUUCCACAUUCGCUUUCAUACAAUUUAUAUUAUAGGGUGUUCGACCAAACCUUGUAGGCUCAAUCAUGCCUGGCGCAGCAGUCAAUGAAGAACAUCUAGCCCCUCCACCCCCCAGACUGUUUACGAAUCGGGAUUCAGAGGCUCUGGAGCAAUACUCAGCUGCUAUACCUUGGUUGCCCCCCACAAAAGAGGCUUUUGACCGUCAGUUCACUGACCCUAUUGAACGAAUCCUGACGGGGGGCCUCGCUGACCCACCGAUAAAACGGAGAAAUCUCGAUGAUGCAUUCUAUUGUAUCGCGUCUCUUCUGCCUGACAUGAUUUCCCAAUUCACCGAACUGAAGGACAAUGUCAUUAGGCCGUCAUUCUUGAUACUCAAUGCUGUAGCAAGCUUUGCUCAUUGUGCAACAGAAUCCACGGAGCUUCUCCGUAGUUGCAGAACAGUCAUCACCCGUGAGGGCGUGGCUCGGGAUAAUAUUGAAGUGACUACCACCGUCCGUAGGGUCAAUAGCUUUCUAAACGCGAUGGGGAAGUUGAUGGCCGAGAAGAAGACCAAAUGUUCGACUUUGGAGACUUCCUUGGAAGAGUCUGCACGUCGGAUUUCCGGCCACAGCUCCAGCUUCGAUGCGGGCUUGCGCAAUAUGGGUGCCAAUUGGCAAAAUGCGUGUCGACUCUACUAUGAGGCGAGUAUGAGGUCAAUUGCAGCUUUGCUCAGUGCUGAAUAUCGAAACUGGGAGGGUAUACUCAAUUGUUUCACUUUCGCAACUUCUGCUAACUGUUUUUUGAAGUGAACCGGCGGGUGCAGGACGCAGAUCGUACGAUUAGAUUUAUUAGGUGGAUCUUUUGACUAGUUAUACUUACGGUUUUACAGGCCAUUUUCACGAAA
Messenger RNA from Aspergillus piperis CBS 112811, 997 nucleotides. RefSeq lists its product as uncharacterized. The record is from RefSeq and is a predicted model, not a curated record. The transcript is spliced from 4 exons. Bases 180 to 902 code for a protein of 240 amino acids. Lineage: Eukaryota; Fungi; Ascomycota; Eurotiomycetes; Eurotiales; Aspergillaceae.